Messenger RNA from Nylanderia fulva, 1768 nucleotides. The record is from RefSeq and is a predicted model, not a curated record. NCBI's taxonomy places the organism in Eukaryota, Metazoa, Arthropoda, Insecta, Hymenoptera, Formicidae.
UAUUGCAGCACGCCGCUCUUGUGUCAUUAUCACUCAACUGAACUUCUCACAUACAAACCAACGAGGUUGUGGGGUUUCAGCGGACACGUACAAACCAUCAUUCACAGCGUCAUAGGGCGCGUUCGAUGCCCUUGGCCUAUUGGCGAACGCGUGUACAUCGGUCUUCCGGAUGAUACCACUCUUACGUACGAUCUUUAUCAGCCGUUGACCAACGGACAUGAAGAUGAUAUUACGAUAGCUAUCUGUCCCGGCAUCGGUAACAGCUCAGAAAGUGUUUACAUCAGGACAUUCGUGCACUUCGUCCAAUGUCAUGGCUAUCGAUGUGCGGUACUUAAUCACGUAGGGGCCCUUUCCAGUGUCAAGAUCACAGCACCAAGGAUAUUUUCUUACGGUCACACGGACGAUUAUAACACAAUGUUACAAAAUCUGAUAGAAAAACAUCCAAACACCAAAAUAGUUUGUAUCGGCUACAGCUUAGGCGGUAAUUUAGUGACAAAAUAUCUCGGAGAACGAGGUUCCAACAAAUUGCCUAACAUUAUAGGAGGAAUAUCAAUUUGCCAAGGAUACAACGCUCUCGAAGGAACGAAAAUUCUGUUAAACUGGCAAAACUUUAGACGUUUCUAUCUCUAUGUAAUGACAGAAUCGAUGAAGAAUCUUAUACUCAAGCAUAAAAACAUGCUUUUGUGCGAAGAUGUAAAACAGAGGUGUAAUUUGAACGAGCGUGACAUAAUUUCCGCAGCGACAUUACCCGAAUUGGAUGAAGCAUAUACAAGAAGAGUACACAAUUUCAGAUCUGUGCAAGAGUUAUAUAAAUGGAGUAGUUGUAUCUUUUAUCUGGAUAAUAUUACAACACCGAUGGUAUUCAUCAACGCGAUAGACGAUCCUAUAGUACCAGAAGUAUUAUUAAAUCCAAUUAAAGAACAUGCAGCAAAUCAUUUAAAUACAUUAUACGUGGAAUUGGCUCACGGAGGUCAUUUAGGUUUUUACGAAGGUGGUUUUCUAUAUCCAAAUCCUAUAACAUGGCUAGAUCGAACCCUGGUAUCUCUUGUUGGAUCUUUGACUCUAGCGCACGCGGAUAAGGCACUUAAAACUUCUUAAUAAUUUAAUUGAGUUUGAUUAACAUAUUUGUAUUAUUAUACGUCACAUACUAAUUGUCAUCUUGUUGUGAGAUUUGUCAACGCACUGCACUUGACUUGCAUUCGAAAUCUAUGCGAAAAGAAUGCGUCGAGAAUAGAAAUGACAAAUUAGUAAAAAUAUUUCGUAUCUAUUUAAGUCAUUUCAUGAAAUGAAAUAGACAAAUUGCAUCUUUUUACACAGGCAAUACAGGGAAAUAAUUGAUAGAUGUGAAUAUGAAAUAACACAAACGUUUGCUCACUGAUAUUUGUGAAAUUGCAGUUUCAGAAUUCCAGCCAAAUUUCAAAUAUCGCGUGACUUUAUAUAUAUACAAUUAUAGUUAAUAGAAUUUUUGUUAUUGUACAAUUUUUAGUACAAUCAAAAUUAAACGGCUUAAUUUUUUUAAAAAGAAAAAAGAAAUAAAUAAAUUUUGUAUAUUUUACUAAAUACUAACGCUUCUUUCUCAGGGAUCUUCUAUAGGAAAGAUGGUUUGAUGACAAGACCUUUAAUGGUCGUUAACUUGUUGUUAGAGUUGCUCACUGUAUAAGCGAUUAAUUAUGACGCGCACUGUCAGUUUAAUGCAAUACAGAGUAGCUUGCGUACUUUUCACCGAGAAGAAUUUGUAUUUAUGUACAAUAUAUGUAAUAAUAUAGGA